CUUCUGCCGACGGCGGCGGCAUUGACGGCGGCAUUUUCGAGCUAGCGGUUCGUUCGUUUCGCGCGGAGUGAUUGUGGCGUUUGUGCUGUGCUGUGUUCUGUCGCGUACUACUCGCGUUAUCAACCCUCCCCCGGGGUUAGCGCUUGGAUAACCGAUCCAGAAGCCGGAAAAGUGGAAUUGUUUCACUUUCCGCCGCGCUGCCUGCAAAAAAAAAAAACAAACAAUAGCAUCCAGGUAUUUCCAUCUGGUUUUGCAUUGCUUCCGGCUGUCCAAAACUGACGCAAAAGCCCCGCUGGCAACGUCCGGACGUCCGGUGUGUGCAGUGCGUAAAGCGUCCCUCCCUUAGCAGCGCAGAAACAUUGUUGCUUGCGUGAAUCGCGAAUGUGUGGUUGAGCAAAAGCGGUACGUUGGUUGGUUGCGUCAGCUCGGGUGCGUUUGUGUGCGGGAAUCUUUUAUGUUGUGCCCGCAGUGGAGAUAACAAAAAAAAAUGAUAAAAUUCCGCUGCAACCGGCCAUGCAAAUAGCCCGAAGCCCGGACAGCGGAACUGCUGUUUGCGUGUCCGUGUGUGUACUGCUGCAGUGAAUACGGCGAAUGAAGGCAACGGUGGAUUUGGCUUAAACUUAUCCUUGGUUGGGUAGAAGUGAAUGUGAGUGAGUGUGUGUGUGUUUCAGGGGGGUGAUUAAAUGCCGCUGGCGGUAUGCGGCUGUGUAGGAAGGGCGCAGCAAAAAAUGGAGGCCCGCUAACCGUAACCGUGUGUGUGCGUGGUGCAUUUGUGUUUCAGCGAAAAUGAUCAAAUAUUCAUGCUAAUGGUGAUGAUGAUGAUGAUGAUGAUGAUGCUGAUGAUGCUGUUGCCUGAUGGUGGUGAUGUUGUGCGAAGAUCUUUGUGCGAUAGCCGUGUGGCGUAAAGUGUGGGUAUGUGAGCUUUCCCCCCAGAAGCUUUAAGAGCCCCAGCAAUGAAGUGUAAAUUUCAUCCAGUGGGGAAAUAAGAGUGUAUUUGCCGUUUGGUGUGACAUCCUUCUGUGGAAGGCGGAAAGGAAAAAAAAGAGAUCCCACAAAGUAUUAAAGAAAGCUCCCUUUCGUUAUCAAACAUCGAGAUAAAGGGCUGCUUUUUGGAGGUUACAGCAAAAGGGGAAGUUGUCAGGAAUUUCAUCGCCAACCAUCUUCUCCGGCCAGAACAGCUGUAAUUUCCCCCCUGGCCGUGGCCGUUUAGUCGAACACAGAAAAGAGGAAGCAAAACAGACUUUAUCAUCUUAAACAUCGACUGAGGAAAAAGGAAUUAUAAUACACUGCCUGUUUUUAUUUGCAUUCUUCAGUUGGUAUAUGUUAUUCGUAUGGUGCUGUGCAAAGAUUAACGAAAGUGAAUUGGCGGCGGGUGUGGAACCGUCUAGAGAUAAUUUCUACUCCAUUAUGCAGUGUUCGGUGUACGGGUGGAAUUGAAUUGGCAACCGAGUAAGGAAUAUUAAUUGCACCCGUGAAUUGAAUCCGUCGAAUUUACUGGCGCGCUCGCGAGCCGGAUAAGAACGGCAUGCCGAGUGGGGCAGGUGCUUGCCGUCAUCCUAGCCGGACCCGCCCCAUACCGUGUUGUUCGUCGCGUGUGUAGAAUGGCCGAUCCUCACGUGGGGAACCGGUAAUGUUCCCCCAUUCGUUAACCGCACUGUACAAUGCAGGCCCACGAUGGGCCAAAGCGAUCCUACCGCCACGACCGUCAGCAGCAGCAGCAGCCGGAACCGGAGGUGAGCAGCCGUGUCACGUCCUGUGCGGGGUUCGUGCUGCAAACGAAACUCGUCCCAGCCCGUGCCACGAUCUGGCUGUGGGUGCUGUGGUGUGCCUGCAGCUUCGCCGUCGCUCCUGCCCGGGCCGGACCGCGCUACAGCUCGCGCAUCGUCGAUACAAAGUCGGGCGCCAUUCGGGGCGUCAUUCUCGAGCUCAACUCCAAGCACCUCGAGCCAGUGGAGGUUUUUAAAGCAGUGCCGUACGCAACCCCUCCGAUAGGAAGUUUACGUUUUGAGCCACCCAAGAAGCUUCCGCCGUGGAAGGGAACGAAGCUAGCGGAUACGUUCGGUUCGGUCUGUCCACAGAGCUUCCCCGACAUCAGCAAUCGGACGGCGGCACUGCUCUCGAUGCCGAAGGGGCGUUACCAGCAUCUGAAGCGACUGCAGCCACUGCUAGCGAACCAGAGCGAGGACUGUCUGACGCUCAACAUUUACGUCCCCGGAAGUGGAAGCCGCGGACUGGAGGCACCGUACUCAAUUUUCUUCUACAUUCACGGCGAAGCGUACGACUGGGGUUCCGGCAAUCCGUACGACGGCUCGGUACUGGCAAGCUACGGUCACGUCAUAGUUGUUACAGUCAAUUUUCGUUUAGGAAUACUCGGUUUUCUAAAAACUCGUGCCUCACUGUCACCCGGUUCCGGCGGUAAUCUAGGAUUAAUGGACAUCAUUCUCGCUCUGCAGUGGGUUCGAGAUAACAUAGCGUCGUUCGGUGGCGACCCGAAGCGCAUCACCAUCGUCGGCCACGAUACGGGGGCCGCGCUCGCGAAUCUCGCCCUUAUCUCCAAGGCGGGCAAGGGACUGGUACAGCGGGCGAUCCUGCUGAGCGGCUCGGCACUCAGCCCGUGGGCACUCAUCCCGGACCCGGACGCGGUACGGCUGGAGGUGUCGCAGCAGAUGGCAUGCCAUCUCGUGCCGGGCCGGAACGGUCGCAAGCCCACCACCGACGACAUUACCGAAUGCCUGCGGGACAAGCCAAUCGAGGCGCUCAUGGGUGUGCGGCUCACCAGCGUGCGCUUUAUGCCCUCCUGGGGCCCGUUCCUGCCGCUGGAGGACUCGAUGGAUCCGGAGUUCGCGAUGGAACACUCCGGCGAGGGCUUCAUUACGAGCGAGCUAAUGCUGGGCAUGACCACGACCGAAAGCUACAGCGACUUUAGCGCGUCUGACAUUCAGUACGGGCUCGAGGAAGACCAGCGAAACAGGCUGCUGCGGACGUACAUUCGCAACGCGUUCACGUUUCACCUGAACGAGAUAUUCUCCGCCGUCCGGAACGAGUACACCGACUGGGACAAACCGAUCCAGCACCCAAUCAAUAUCAGAGAUUCGACCAUGGAAGCGUUGAGCGAUGGCCACACGGUGGCACCGAUCAUUAAGGUCGCAUAUCUGCAUGCAAGACGUGGCGCAAAGACGUACAUGUUUCACUUCGGCUACCAAAGCAAGGAGAGUGAAUAUCCGCAGCGGCUUGGGAGCGUGCGGGGCGAAGAUCUGCCGUACAUCUUCGGGCUGCCGCUGGUGCAGGGCGGGCCGGUCUUUCCCCAGAACUACUCGCGCCAGGACAUGGGCGUCAACGAAGCGGUGCUCAACUUCGUGACCAACUUCUGCAAAACGGGCGACCCGAACGAGGCCGGCCACCAGCAGGCGGCCCCGCUGCAUCCCGACUACGGUACGGCGAAGGAGCGGACCCGCUUCCGGUUGAUCACGUGGGAAACGUACGAAACCACCACGCAGCAGUAUCUGAGCAUCUCGACGAAGCCAAAAAUGCGUAGCCACUAUCGGGGGCACAAGAUGGCACUCUGGUUGAACCUGAUUCCGCAACUUCAUCGUCCGGGCGAUCCGGAAGUUUCCAUGCGACACCAUCACUUCCGCGAACGGGAACCCCACUACUAUGCCGGUUCGGUACGUGCGGAAUCGUUCAGCCGGCCGCGAUCGCUCUACCAGAACGGUGUCAUCAACGAUGCGCAGGAAUCGCGCCAGGAAUCGUUCGGCACCGAGUGCACACCGGACCCGACGAUGGGCGAGGUGCUGCAGGAAAAUGGCGUCGGGGGCGGCGGUGGCGGCGGUCCCGGCGACACCCUCACGAACGUGCUCAGCGAGGAGGAGGAGGAGGAGCUGCUGGAGAAGCUCGCCAACCGGCAUUACUACAGCUAUACGGCAGCGCUGGGUGUGACGGUGGGCGUCGGCUGUCUGUUGCUGCUGCUCAACAUGUUGAUCUUUGCCGGUAUCUACUACCAGCGCGACCGCACGAAACGGAAAUCGCAAACGUCCCAGUCGAGCGGAACGGUCGGCGGCAGUGGCGUUACCAGCGGCACAUCCGCCUCCCUCUCGGGCAGCAACGGAACGCCGGACGAGUCGGAAAUUCCGCUCACCAGCAUACCGAGUCCGUCCCCGGUCAAGGCGAAGCGUACGAUCGAGCCACCGCCCAGUUACGCGACACUGCCGAAGCGAACCGGCAACAAUGGGGCAUCCACGGGCAUCCACCAUCAGCACCAGCACCAUCACCAUUUGCAUCAGCAUCUGGCGGGCGGCUCGAGUGGGACGAAAGAGACCAAGCUGGGAUCACCGCCCACGUCCACCCAUCUUCGGACGGGGGCCAGCACACUCGGCCGCUCCGGGACGGGGAGUUUCUACGACUCGUCCACCAGCAGCCGGCAGCAGCAGCAGCCGUAUUCGACACAACAGGUAAUCGCACCGCACAGCACCAACGUCGGCCACACGGCAGUGACAAUAACGCCGGCGGCUGCCACCGUCAGCCACCAUCAGACGCUUCCCCGGGCAAGCAAAGCGCCCCUUCCACCGAUCCGUUCGACGACCUGCAGCAGUAGCAGCGCCUCCUCGUCCUCCGGCACCACGUCCACCUCCGUCGUUCCGCUCACUUCCAUCCUUGUAAAUAGCAACAGCACCACCACCAACAACAACAACAACCAUCAGCCCCAUCACUAUCAGCAACAGAGCUGCGAAAUGGCGAACGCCACCCUGCCACCGCAACCAAACAGCAGCGUCAUCACGGUGGAUCUGGUAAGCUCAGCCACGGUGGUGGCGGCGGCAGCCACCGGAAGCAGCCCACCAACUGUGCUGGGUCAGCACCAGCAUCAGCACCACCAUCAUCAUCACCAUGCGCACCAUCAUGCGAGCGGAAGUGGAUCGGUUACCACUGGCAGUGGCCCGGCUGGUGGCGGCCCUGCGGCUCCGGGCAGUACGGCCACGCUCAAGAAACGCGUCCAGAUCCAGGAGGUUACCGUAUAGCAUCGGUACAGCACAGCUGACGACGACCAGGAAGCUGUGUGAAGACAUAAAUGAGCGUAACGCGCGCUACAGUAAUGCGGGAACGAGAUGCCUGCCAGCCUUCAGCGGCAGACCGAUCGAUCGAAAAGGGUAAAUAAGAUAAGUGGGGUGCUUGCAUUAGUUUUUUUCGUGCUUUUUCUUUAUGCAGUUGAUUGGCGAUGCAAUAAUUCUUCCUUCAUUUCUCACUUAGACUUGGGGGUGAUCGUCGAGCACCGAAAAAAGAACAUUAAUUCAAUCGAUUGGAAACAUUUUCAGCCAUUUCACCAUUUUCCAAUCAAUAAAUCUUUCCAUCUUCAUCUUUGCUGUUGGCAAGAAAACAGAGCGCGAGAGCUGGGAGAGAAAUGGAACCCUUGACCGAUUCUUGAAAGCGAUUUUGCUCGAAGUGCAACAAGUAGAGCCUGUGUUCUUUUUUACCUCCCUACUGCUGUUGGGCUGAGCUUUUCGACUUUUCGCUCCCCGCCAGAAAAAGAGCUGGCAAGAUUAGUGCUCGCAGAAAAAGCAAGCCACCUUUAUUCUGCAGUGCUGUCUUGCUGAUCCCUUUUUCCCCCUGCUACACCCAAUGUUUGCCCCGUUCGAUCGAUUGCUGGUGCCCCGAAGGUCAACGGGCCCAAAUAGCCAAACGUACGACGAGAAGCACGGGCUGGAAGAAAAUCUCAACUGUAAAUACAAGACACGAUACCGCCCGGGAAGAGAAUGGUGGGAGCAAGGGAGGGAUACAUCUAGGCGAUCCCUUUUCUGUCCCUUUUUUGCUUGCUCGGACCCGCCACUCGGACCGGUACAGGUGAGCUUCCGGUCAAAAAAGAUCCCCCUUGGGGUAUGUGGAAGAUAUGAAGGAUAGGGAAGACGCUGAUGGUGAAUUUUAAGACCGUGUGAACGUGAAGCUCGUGUUUAAAGCUAUUCCUGAACAGAAAAAAGGGUUCCCAGAAGUUACCCGCCACGGAGUUGGGAUGGGACAUUUUAAGGAAUUGAGCCACGCGCAAGAGUCGAGCGCGUGGAAAGCGGUUGUAAUUGAAAUUUUAAAUCUAUCAAAGAUCUAACGGCUGGCUUGGGAAAUUGCCAACUGGAAAGGAAAGUAGAAGUGUUGUAGAUACAAUGUAGUGAAGUGAAAGGAAAUUAUCCGUUUUCGUUCGAGUGUGUACAGAGCUUGCAGGAAAAUGCAGCGAAUUGAUGCGUUAUUUCAAUCCUUCCAUCCCCUGUCCGCAUCCCUUGCAAUUCCUUUUUCCCAUGUUAGACUCCCUCUAGCCUCUCCAACCCGGUACGUAAGAAGAAAAAAGCAAAGACUGUUCAACCGCGUCAGCAGAUGCAGGGGACGGUUAAAGUGAACAGCUUUUUUUAGUUUUAGAGUCUAUUUAGCAAAAAUCAUUAGUGAAAUCGUUAGUGUAAACGAUCGAGGGAUUGAGUAAUAGUUAUGGUAACUAGGUGCAAUCGAUUUAAACAUUAUUUGCAAAGCAAACUAUACUAUUUAACACGAUUUGAAACGAUCGCACCGUGCGAGGAAUUAAGGAAUUAUUUGCAAGAAAGCGUCUCACGAGCGACGUACGUUUGUACAUAAAACAAACACAUUCACCUGCAAGAGAAGUACCAUUUGCGAUCAAUAAUAUCUAAAAAAACAACAACAAAGGGGUCAGCUUUAUUGUUCAUCACAACGCUGAAGAGGAACAAAUGACACAGGAAGCAAAAAAGAACAAAAUCAAGAAACAUUACAAUGUUAGGCAAACGUUUUAUAAAGAUGCGAUAAAGAGCUACGAUCAGCUCCCGGGGAACGUUUCGACUGGCCGUGAAGGAGUCGUCAUCCAUGUUUACACACAAACACUCAUACUAAUACACGCUCAUAAAUACACACACACACACACACACACACACACACACGUACACAAAUCCUCUCAUCAUACACAGAAAAAGAAAUACAGAGCACGGGCGUUCGCUGUAAGUGCGCUGGUGGUACGACGACGCCCUGUUACUCGCGUGGGGCUUUAUCAAAACGAUCGAUCGUUGACAGUGACAGUUUUGGGUUGGCGAAGAGCCCAGCGAAGAGCGGUGGAGAUGAUAAUAAUAAAUGUUUCAACGCAGCAAAAAGACACAAAUACAUAAA
This is a messenger RNA of Anopheles arabiensis, 7143 nucleotides long. RefSeq names its product neuroligin-4, X-linked-like. Gene Ontology annotation, molecular function: signaling receptor activity; neurexin family protein binding. Lineage: Eukaryota; Metazoa; Arthropoda; Insecta; Diptera; Culicidae. The record is from RefSeq and is a predicted model, not a curated record. Gene Ontology annotation, cellular component: cell surface; synapse; postsynaptic membrane. The transcript has 16 exons. The coding region runs from base 1662 to 5012 and encodes 1116 amino acids. Gene Ontology annotation, biological process: modulation of chemical synaptic transmission; synaptic vesicle endocytosis; neuron cell-cell adhesion.